UUCCUCCACCUCCCUGAGACCCCUGUUUCUCCUCAGCAUGUCCCUUCUUGGCAUCCUCUUGCUGGAGAGGUGGAAGCCCAGGUUCCUGUUUGAUUUCUCAGCACAGCCAUCGGAGGAGCCGGGAGGAGAAAGUGAGGGGGUGACUUCAGGGGCACAACCUCACCUGCUCAGUGUCCCUGAGCUGUGCCACUGUCUGGCAGAGAGCUGGGUCACCUUCAGGCUGUACCUGCAGGAACUGCUACAGUACAAGAGGCAAAAUCCUGCCAAGUUCUGCAUGAGUGUCUGUUCAGGCUGCCUGAUUCUGGCUGUAGUUGGACACUAUGUUCCAGGCAUAAUGAUCUCCUACAUCAUUUUGCUCAGCAUUCUGCUCUGGCCUCUGGUGGUCUACCACGAGCUGAUCCAGAGGAUGUACACGCGUUUGGAGCCUGUCCUGAUGAAACUGGACUACAGUAUGAAGGCAGAGACACUGCACCACAAGCAUGAGAAGAAGAAGCGACAAGGGAAGAGUGAGCCUGCAGCAGGUGAUGAGCCAACAGCAGAGACGGAGAGUGAGAGUGAGGCAGAGCUGUCAGGCUUCUCCCCGGUGGUGGAUGUAAAAAAGACUGCCCUGGCACUGUCAAUCACAGAUUCUGAGCUCUCUGAUGAGGAGGCUUCCAUCCUGGAAAGUGGGGGCUUUUCUGUCUCAAGGGCUACCACCCCACAGCUGACGGAUGUUUCUGAAGACCUGGAUCAGCAGAGCCUGCACAGCGAGCCGGAGGAGUCGUUUUCCAAGGACCUGGCAGAGUUUCCCUCCGUGGAAGAAUAUCAUUCCAGAGACCUGGGACCACAGAGCGAUGAAGAUACGUUUGGUGUGCCUCUGGGUCCCGAGCUUGCCCACGCUGCCCGUGAGCUGGACUCGGCAGAGAAGGAGGCCGCGGACUCUGAGCUCUCCAUCCUUCGCCUGGCGUCUCCUCUCCAUUUUGUAAAUACGCACUUCAACGGGGGUGGGCAAGCGGCAGGAGGCAACGCAGAGCCAAAGACUGUCCCUGCCCCAGGCCUGGGCGUCUGCAUUGACACGCUGAGCGAGGAGAUCGUCACCACUGCCAUUACCACGGCGGUGCAGAACACCCUCUCCGCCCUGCUGCGCUCCUCCGAGGCCAGCGAGGGGCCCUCCCUCUCCGAGUUCCUGCCCACUGAGCCCGAAGAGAAACUGAGCUUCCAAGCACAGCUGUCAGAGACCGAAGCGGUGGAGGCAGAGGCAGCAGCUUCACCGGAGGAUGAGGAGGAAGCAGAUGACUUUGAGCUGCUGGAUCAGGGGGAGCUGGAGCAAAUGGAUGUAGAGCUGGGGCUUGGAGAGGAGCAGGAGGAACAAGCCCCCCCUGCCGCUCCGGCUCCCCCCUCUCCCGCGCUUGCUGAGCUGCCAAAGCCAGGAGAUGAGGAGGAGGCAGUGAUGACAGCAGCAUCCAUGUCUUAGGUCUUCUUCGUGCACCCCCUUUUCCUCCAUCAUCGCUGGAAAGAAGGAAGGACUCGGGCGGUGAACGUGCAGUGGGUUUUUAGCUGUCUGUGUCGACUGGGAUGGAAACGCGUCAGUGUUAAUGUGCUGUGUCUGGAAUAACGAAUCCUCUCCACCCUUCUAGAGCCCGGCCUUCGCCGAGACGCCCCUGAGCGGGCGGCUGGGGAGGGGCCGGGGCCUAGAAGCCUCACGCCACGAUCGAAACGCCAACCCCGGCAAACGCUUCCUAGUGAUGGUGCAGUAUUUC
Messenger RNA from Opisthocomus hoazin, 1739 nucleotides. The record is from RefSeq and is a predicted model, not a curated record. NCBI's taxonomy places the organism in Eukaryota, Metazoa, Chordata, Aves, Opisthocomiformes, Opisthocomidae.